AUGCCACAUAGCACAUCAGCAGAGGAUCGUCUUUCUGUGAGAAUGUCAGGAUAUAAAAUCUCUGACGAAACGCCAGCAUCACCAAAUUCACCCACGUUCGACAUACCCAACGUGAUGAAUGGUAGUAUUGUACAGAAUCAAAAUUCCAUUAUUGGGUCAGAGGGCAGCUUGAGCAAUACAACAGGUUCAGACACGUCGAUUGCUUCUCAAACCAUUACACUCACAAGUACAACCAUCACUUCGUUGCAGGACAAGUCUCCAAAAAAAGGAUGGAAGGCAAUAGGGAUACAUGCUUUUUUGAACGUUUAUUUGAUAUGGACUCAACUUUUUGUGACAACUCUUCGUGACUACCAGUGGGGAGAAUAUGGAAAUUACAUUUUCACAGUGUUGAAUUUUCCAACAACGUUCCUCACUCACUUGAUUCCUUAUUGGGCAGCUGUUGGUGUAGCAGUAGUAGUUGUUGUAAUGAUCUUUACCUAUCUGGCAUGCAUUGUUUUGGCUUUUAGAAAUACCUUCAAACCAACAAAAUAUUUCAAAAGGCUGAAGAAAUUUGUCAACCAUUAUAGCUUGCUGUUACGAACAUUUUCAUUGUUCUUUACCUACGUGCUUGUUGGAUUUUUUGAUUGUAACAUUUCGAAAACAGUAGAUGUCAGCGUCAUUUCAGGAGGAUCUCUAGUAACCACAUCUAUGCAAGCCCUUAAUCGAUUUCCCACUGUUGCAUGCGCCGAGGCCAGUAAUAUGGCCAUGAUGAUCACAAGCUCAGUUUCUAUCCUAGUAUUAUUGGUACUAGUUCCUGUCAGCGAGCUCAUUAUUACCAACUCUAAUCCACAUAGCAAAACGUCACUACUGAUAGAGAAUUCUGUUGUACCAUGUUUGAUGAAUAUUUGCAGUUUGCUGCAAUUACUUGUUGCGUUUGUUGUGCCUCAACAAUAUUCCUAUGGUUCUGCAGCAUUUCAUGUUGUAUUAAGUUUGCUCAUGGUAUUUGUCAUGCUCUAUUGCAUUCCGUUCUUGAGAAGAUUUGAAAAUGCGUUAUACUUUGGAUUUGUGUGUGCACGAGCUGCAGCAAGUGUUGGAUCCCUCAUUUCAGCCUCUGUAAACGCACCUGUAAUUUCCGACGACAUGGGUGCGGGAUUUGCAGGAAUGACCAUUGGUUUAAUGGUCAUUGCAUUUAUUUCUGGAGCAGUAGUGAUGGAGCUCUACACAAGAAUUCAACUCCACAGAAUGAGAGACUUUUUUUUGCAAGCAGCCGCCGCUUAUCCUCAAACUGAAACGGAAAAGAACUUUAUUUAUGUCAUUGAAAAAUUGGCCGUAUCAAUGUAUGUGGACUUGGAAGAAAGUGGUAAAUUAUCGCUGUUGAGACUAUUCUUAAAAUUAUGUCUCAAAAAUGGAAAGAUACGCAGAGUAGCCACAACAUCAGAUGCUUCAGAAGAAUAUUUUGAUUCUGACAUUGCAUUGGCCUUUAUUAAGGGAGUAGCUCAGCAAAAAUCGUUCAGUGACAUGGAAGUUCUAACUCAUGCAGCUAAAAUAGUUCAAUUCAAGCUUCAUGGAGACAGCAACAGCUCUGUCUUUGCUCAAACAUUGUUGCAGAGAGCCAUGAAACAGCAUCCAAAUAUGGUUCAAAAAUUUUUCAUUCAGGAACGAAUGAGAGAAGUGGAAGUCAUGUCUCAAUCCUCUAAUAACUUGUUUGAUGUGGCCACACAAAUUGAAAAACUUUCAAAGAAUCAAAACAUGCUACUAAGCUUGCAUAGAGAUUUUUGGAAAGAGCUUGCUGGUGAGCAAUUGAACUAUGCUUCAAUCGAAAAAAUUAAUCGAAAAAUCUUUACGCUGACCAGUGAAUGCAAAACGAUUUUAACAUCCUUGUUUUUCAAUUACUCUAAUAACAAGACAGUUCUCCGUCUAUACGCAAAUUUUGCAGAAACUUUUGAAUUCAAUAAGGAGCUAGCUCAAUCAUUGUUCUCCGAAGCCAAUACUAUUGAGGAAGAAGAGAUGAGAAAACGAAGACGUAAAAUGUCAGUAAAUACAUCACAUUAUCAACAAAGAAAAGGAAACAAGAUAACUCCUUCUGAAGGCGGUGGCAAAUAUGAGGUGAGCAGCAAUUUUGAAGAGGAUCAAGAUCUCCACUCAGCAACCGAAGAAGACUCCCAAUCUUUGCAGAGCGCAUUUGACAGUCCUCAAGCGAAAAAAGAAAGUUUAUUCAGGCAAGCAAUUGCAGUACCAAAAUCACAUAGAGCGUCCACUCUUUUUUCCGUUUUGUACUUUGCAUUAGCCUUUGCUAUCAUUAUUGCAUCCAUUGGACUUAGUAUUUAUUACUCUAGAAGCGUGAAAGUGAACGUACCCAAUCUUCAAGAAGUUUGCCUACCAGGAAACAUACCUAAUUCUGUACUGAGAAAUAUUCGAGCUGCACAAAACUGGAUCAAUGUUUUUUAUUUGUUUGAGUAUCCAUGGCCAGCCAUGAAUGAAGGAUUUCCUACAGUGACCAAACAGUUUUAUAUUGUGGAUCAUAAGAGCAGGCUUGCAAGUGAUGUGAUCGUGUUGAAAAAACUACUACAAGUGGGCCAAAAGAAUGUAUUUGAUUCAGACAUUUAUUCAGACUAUUCUUCAAAUAUUUAUACGAUGCAAAUACCCAACGAAGAUAGUACACAAACGAGCGUGUAUACCGGAACAAGCUCUAUCAGAAACACCUCAAUAGUUGAAAUUACCAAUAUGAUGAUCAAGUAUACUGAAGCACUCAUGUCUCAAUAUCCAGACACUUUGCUUUUGACUAUUGAACACGGUAACAUGUCAAGUCAAACAAGAAAUCAAAUGUUGAAUCAAGUUGCCAACCAUAUUUAUUUCAAUCCCACUCAGAACUACAACUAUAUGUUUUUAUGGCUUAAUAGGAACGGAUUUACAAGUGCUUUUGAAACAUUUUGUCAAAGAUACCUCGAUAGAUCAGUAUCCAUCAUUUCAAAUUCCGUCUUUCAAUUUGCGCUGUUUGUCUCUAUUUCUCUUGGAAUAUUUCUAGUCAUAAGCGCCAUGUAUUUUGUUUAUAUUGUUCAAGAGUUACGAAUUAUGGGACAGUUGGUGAAACUAUUCGAAUAUUCUCUUCCAAAAGAUGUGGUUGGAAAAAUAUUCCAUCAUUUAAGCAAGAGAACCGAGUAUGAAGCUGCUACAAAUGUCAACACAUUUGCCUUGAACAAGUACAAGCCCAAUAUAACUUUGGUAGCCUCAUUGCUACUGAUUACCAUUUCUGUUUGCUGUUGUGGAGUUAUGGUUUUCAUUGAAAGUUAUUGGAAUGCACAGAUAUCGUCAAGAGUCAUGUCCAACGUUCGACUCACCAUUCAAGCAGCUUCAACACUGCAAAGGUUAGCAUUUGAAGUUGGUGAAAUCAACACGUACUAUGCAGUCAGUGAAAUUUCUAAACCAAAUUCAGUCCUGGCCUACCAAUUCAAUAGAACAGUCACGUACGGAGACAUGCGAUUGUGGCCUAAUAGAAAGAACUUGGAUAUCCUUUUUGAAAGAGUGUUGAAUCGAACACUUUCAGUGAGUACUUCCAUUACACAAUUGGUCUACGGAGAUGGAACCUCACAACCAGUUCUUGGUAUCUAUCCAACAGUAGAUAAGCUCAUAACCAUUGGUAUGGAUAAUUGUACCGAUUACAUGAUCAAAAACAACAUUUCUUACACGUAUGCAAGCAAUUUAUUGUAUUGCAAAGGUUUAGAAUCAGUACUUACUGACUUUUUAUCAGCAUGUCCACAAGUAUCUACUGACUCUAGAAAACAAUAUAUUGAACAACAAAAGGCUCUUGUCAAUGGAACCUUAUUGGAUCAAGUUCCAAUGGCUAUGAAACACAAUAAUUUGAUGAGAAUGUCACUACCAUUAAUCACCAAAUUUGUGACAUUUAUUUCUGAAUUUGUGAAAGCUUCAUCUGAUCCAUCUUCCACUGUUGUCAUUGUUGCUUCCAUAUUUGGAAUUGUGGUUGCUUCUCUGUGUGUAAUAGUCUUUAGUAUAUUUUCUUCCAUCUAUUGGAAUCAAUUACAUUGCUUGAGAAUGAUGAUUAAUUACGUUCCAGUUGAAGUAAUGAUGAAGAAUGAAAGCUUGAGAAACUUUAUCAUGUACCACUCAGUGGACAAAAAGACCAAAAAGAAGAGCUCACGAAAACAAAGGGCCCAUGUCGAAGAUGCCUUCAAUGACAUGAAAAUUAUUUUCAACUCUAGUGUUGAAGGUACCAUGAUGUGUAAACAAAAUGGAGAGGUUGAAGUUUUCAACAAUGCUGGAUUGAGAAUGUUUGGUCUGAAAUUGAUUGAUAUUUUAGGAAGACCAAUGUACGAAUUAUUUGAUCCUGCAUGUAGAGAUUCUGUGAAGAAAAAGGUGGAACGACUCUUUGCCACCCACAAACAUGAAAGUUCACAUAACUUGAAAGAGAUUGAAGAAGAUGAAGUUUUCACAAAUCAACUUGUAGAAACUAUUGAGCUUGAUUGCAUUAGGAAAAAUCAAACCAAAUUUCCAGCUAAAAUUAAUAUCUAUGUCGUGAAGUUGGAUAGCAAAGAUGCUUGCUCAAUUGUUGCCACCUUCAAAGACAUUACUUCAGAAAAGAAGCAAACUGCAUUAUUGAACGAGGAAAAACAAAAAUCUGACAAUUUACUCAAAAAUAUCCUUCCCACAACAGUGGCCAAUCGUUUAAAGGGAGGAGAUUCAUUUAUUGCUGAAAAGUUUGAUGAUAUUACUUGCUUCUUUAGUGACAUGGUUGGGUUUACCAAAAUUAGUAGCAAUCUUCAAGCAUCAGAUUUAGUGUUAAUGCUGAAUGCUAUUGUGAAUGGAUUUGAUGCAUUGACAGAAAAAUAUGACUUGGAAAAGAUCAAAACUAUUGGAGAUGCUUACUUUUGUGUUGGUGGAUUGCAUAAUUCCUUAUCUGAUCAUCCAGAGAGAGUUCUAAAAUUUGCCAUUGAAACAUUUGGUGUCAUUCACCAUUAUAAUUCCAAUAAGCAUAUUGAUAUUCCAGACAAUAUCAACAUUCGAGUUGGAAUUAAUACCGGACCAGUUGUUGCCGGUGUGAUUGGUAGCAAAAAGUUUGCCUAUGACUUGUGGGGUGACACCAUCAACGUCGCUUCUCGAAUGGAAUCUACAAGUUUGAACGGACGUAUUCAAGUCUCCAGAUCGACCUAUGCGCGUGUAUUCGAUUUGGGAUAUGAAUUCGAGGAGAGAGAAGUGGACGUGAAAGGAAAGGGCACAGUCAAAACCUAUCUUUUGAACGCAAAACAUCACGAUCAUGUAGUAUUUGUACAACAGCAACAACCUCAAGAAAAUGCACUGAGUCAGCUUCGAAAUACAUCGAACACAACAGAUGAUGAGAACAAUGCUCAACAACUCCCUCAAGAAACGAAUGACGAAAGUCAAUAA
Molecule: messenger RNA, 5379 nt
Organism: Naegleria lovaniensis
Lineage: Eukaryota; Heterolobosea; Eutetramitea; Acrasida; Naegleriidae
Exons: 6
Coding region: 1-5379 (1792 amino acids)
Biological process (GO): cyclic nucleotide biosynthetic process; intracellular signal transduction
Molecular function (GO): phosphorus-oxygen lyase activity
Source: RefSeq, a predicted model, not a curated record